AUGCCAAGCAGAUAUGUUUCAUCACCUUACGAUAUCAACAUAUCUAGUUACGAAGAAGAUCAAGAGCAAAAACAGUACUACCAGGCAAUUGUUCGUCUCGCAAAUAUGGAUGGAUUCAAGCAUUGCACUUCCCAUCCCUCUACCACGUUCUUAUUCACUGUUGACAUAAGGGACAAAAAGUUCAUCUUCAUGGACUCCCUUUAUGACAAAGAUUCAGAUUUACACCAAGAAGUUGAUAAUAGAAUGAUUAUGAACUUUGAAAGAACUUGGAGUGAAUGCCACUUGAAAAACAUUAACUUUCAAGAAUUUGAAGUUAUAUACCCACCUGUACCAAAACAAAAUAAUGGGAAAGACUGCGGAAUACAUUUGAUGAAAAGUAUUGAAAUCUUUAAGCCAAGAACAAGUUUGAUGGGCAAAUUCUCAUACAAAGAUAUGCCAGACUUUCGAAUUCAGAUGGCAAAUGAGAUGAUGUUCUGCGAACACAACGAGAGGCAUGAAAUCCAAGAAGCUGUCAGGACAUUCAAACCACAUGUUCAUGGAACAUAUGCAAGGAUGGGGUGA
Messenger RNA from Lolium perenne, 561 nucleotides. NCBI's taxonomy places the organism in Eukaryota, Viridiplantae, Streptophyta, Magnoliopsida, Poales, Poaceae. The record is from RefSeq and is a predicted model, not a curated record.